ACUUCGACAUAUUCACAUAUGCUGUUCAUAAUUAUAAAUAUUUAUGCUAACUAUUGUUAGGAAGUGCACACGCACGAUCUACUGGUAGCGCUGACGGAAUUGAGUUUCCCUCUAUCCAUUGCCGACCCCUGAUUUGGAGCGAAGCAACAGGCUGUGUAGUCCUCCUACUCGAGUCGGUUUGUGACCUGCCAUCCUUUACUCCUGGACAGGGAAGGACGCGUGUGGGGGACUGGACUUUCAGAAUGUUUGCUGCUGGACAGCCGUUUCCUGGUCCACAACGAGAAGGUCAAGGAGCCACCUUCUCCCACAAGGCCAAAUCAAGCAAACCAAAUGCUCAAUUCUGUAAAGACGGCGUUGGGGUGAAAGAGCUUAUUGACAGGUACCGAAGCAGUCGAACCCAUGCUGUGACUUUGCUGCAUCAACUGGCCCAGACUUUGCAGUUCCACCUGGAAAUCAAGGAGACAGUGACGACCGCCAACGUAAAUGGAUUUUUUUUUGCCUUUUGCGUGCUGGUUGAUGGUGUCAAGUACGAGACCGGCAUGGGGACGACAAAGAAGGUGGCUCGUCUGAGAGCGGCUGAAUUGGCUCUUCAGGACCUGCUGCCCAGAUUGGAGAAAGAGAAAGCUGACCUCUCCAAAGUGUCAGCUUUCCCACCAUUUCUACCAGCUAUUAAGGAGUCCUUCCAAUCAGAUAUCCAAGACCACAUGCCCAUUUGUGAGAGGAGGACUCCCACUAACCUCCAGAUACUAAAUGCCAUCAAGGAUCAACUCACCAAGUUGAUGAAUAGCCAACCGCGGUUCUCCGCCUACGCCGCUACCGUCGCGGCAUUCGUCAUUCAGACUUCCAGUGGCUGUGAGGUGGUAGCCAUUGGCACUGGCAACUACAGCGUCACUGACACCAUAUCAACAAAUGGACGUGUUGUGCACGACUCACAUGCGGUGGUCACUGCAAGGAGAUCCCUGAUGAGAUUCCUCUACCAGCACCUGCUGAUGUUCUACAGCAAAACGGUACACCUGGUCCAGAAGUCAAUCUUCCAGCACAAUGAGAACGAAAGCAACCUCCUCAGCCUGAAGACUGGCAUCGCGUUGCACCUCUACGUCAACCAAGUUCCUUCAGGCGCUGCUCAGAUGCCCUCCAAAAUGUCUCUGAACCCUGGCUCCAUAUCUACAUGGCAGAUGAGCAAUGAGAUGGGACUGCACGUUUCAGUGGAGGGCAAGGUGUUCUCGGUUUUCUCCACUGCCCUCAAGCACUCCAGCACCAAAGUGUUCAGCGUAUCGCCCAUGGACAAGAUCACUCAGUGGCAAGUGUUGGGCUACCAGGGAGCCUUGCUGAGCCACUUUAUCGAACCAGUCUAUGUCCAGAGCAUCCUCGUAGGUGACCCGGCUGCUGGGGACAUCCGUGGUAUGGAGAUGACGUUGAACCGCCGCACGGAAGGCAUCACUGCGCAGCUGCCAUUGUUCUACUGCAUGAUGAGGCCUCACAUCAGCACAGUCUCCGCUGUGGCCAGCAGCAGUGCUGACAAUGGCCUGGUGACCUGUUGUCUCAACUGGAGUGAAGGCGACUGCUCCAUCGAGUUGGUGGACGGUCUGACUGGCAGGACUACAGUCGAGUCUCCCUUCAAGAGUGGAUCUGCUCUGGCGAGCCGUUUAUGCAAGGCAGCGAUGCUGCACCGCUUCAAGUUGGUGGCUAAAGAGGCCAAUAGGCAGGACUUGCUUGCCACCAUUUCAUACAAAGAAGCCAAGACCAUGGCAAAGUCAUACCAGGAGGCAAAGAAUUUGCUGAGGACGUACCUGAUGCAGCAAGGCUUCGGUUCCUGGCCAGUCAAGCCCAUGGUCAGUGGUAACUUCAACAUCUAGAUUUACAAACAUAGUUGUAGAAUAUGAAUGAAAAGUUGUUUGUUUUUUGUUGUUGAGGUCUUUCUAUGGUCAAAUAUCUUGAAGUAAGGACGGAAAAAUAUACACAGAAUACAUUAGUACCAAUUGUUCACAGUUUGUCUAAUUGCAAAGUUGCUUCUUUAGGUUGUAAGAUCAACACAUUCACUUGGUCAAAGUUUCGGUGGUGGGGGCUUGGGUGGAAUUAGUCUUUCUGUGUUUGUAAUGGAAAUAGCCUGUAUCCUUUCAUUUCAUUUUUAAAGUUUUGAAUUCUUCACAUAUGAGUAAGUGUGGGUUCUGUAAGCUGUAAGCCAUAGGAAAAUGCAGCAUCCAAGCUGAACCAUUUCAAAUUGUUUCAUGGCAUUCCAAAAUGUUGCACAGUUUGAAAAAUAAAACAAUACCAAUUAAAAAUAUA
This is a messenger RNA of Hippocampus zosterae (dwarf seahorse), 2286 nucleotides long. RefSeq names its product adenosine deaminase domain containing 1 (testis-specific) (gene adad1). NCBI's taxonomy places the organism in Eukaryota, Metazoa, Chordata, Actinopteri, Syngnathiformes, Syngnathidae. The record is from RefSeq and is a predicted model, not a curated record. Gene Ontology annotation, cellular component: cytoplasm; nucleolus. The transcript has 12 exons. Gene Ontology annotation, molecular function: double-stranded RNA binding; tRNA-specific adenosine deaminase activity; double-stranded RNA adenosine deaminase activity. Bases 243 to 1856 code for a protein of 537 amino acids. Gene Ontology annotation, biological process: adenosine to inosine editing; RNA processing.